This is a messenger RNA of Sinocyclocheilus anshuiensis, 268 nucleotides long. Its product is annotated as junction plakoglobin-like. NCBI's taxonomy places the organism in Eukaryota, Metazoa, Chordata, Actinopteri, Cypriniformes, Cyprinidae. The transcript has 2 exons. The annotation marks the transcript as partial. Gene Ontology annotation, biological process: cell adhesion. Gene Ontology annotation, molecular function: cadherin binding. The record is from RefSeq and is a predicted model, not a curated record.
GGGGUGAGAAUGGAGGAGAUCGUGGAGGGCUGCACUGGUGCUCUGCAUAUCAUGGCCAGAGAUCCUAUUAACAAAGCCACCAUUGCCAACAUGGACACCAUUCCUCUGUUUGUUCAGCUGUUGUAUUCUCCAUUGGAUAACGUCAAGCGUGUGGCAGCUGGUGUUCUGUGUGAACUGGCUCUUGAUAAACAGUCGGCUGAGAUCAUUGAUUCGGAAGGAGCCAGUGCUCCUCUCAUGGAGCUCCUCCACUCCAGCAACGAAGGGAUCG